AUGUUGACACCAACAUUUCAUUUUACUGUUCUUCAAAGAUAUCAAACUAUAUUUGCUGAACAAGCCAAAAUAUUAGUUGAUUUAUUAUCGAAAAAAACAAAUGAAUCAUUUGAUAUAUUUCCAUAUAUCAAAAGAUGUGCAUUAGAUAUCAUUUGUGAAACAGCAAUGGGUGCAACUGUAAAUGCACAAAUUGGUGGAAAUAAUGAAUAUGUUGAUGCAGUUGGAAGAAUAUCUGAAAUUAUUUGGGAUUAUGAACGAUUUCCUUGGUUAUGGUUUAAACCAAUUUGGUAUUUUAGUGGAAAAGGAGGAGAAUUUGAUCGAUUAGUUAAAUUAACUAAUGAUUUUACAAGAAAUGUUAUUAAAGAUAGAAAAGAGGAACAUAUUGAUGAAAAUGAUAACAAACUUGCUUUUUUGGAUUAUUUGUUGAAAAUGCAAUCUGAAGGAAAAUUGAGUGAUGAAGAUAUUCGAGAAGAAGUUGAUACUUUUAUGUUUGAAGGUAAUCAAAAUACGGAUGUAUUGGUCAAAAACCAAUUAUCCAUUAAUUUAUUUAGAACUACAGCUAGGAAAAAAGCCAUGUGGAUUUUUUUAUGAUAAAAAUUCAAUUUUGAACCUAUUUUUCGGCACUAAAAAUUUACAGUAAUAAAAAAAUUUUGAAAAUUUCAAAAUCUUUUUUGGCGCCUCUAACAGUAAUCAAGCAAUGUUUUGGCGCCGAAACAAUGCUAUUUGAAUUUUUCAAGAAAUAUCAACUUUUUUUAUAACUACAGUAAUCCUGUAACUAUAAAAAAGACUAGUCCCAAAAAAACCAUUUGUGGAGAGCGCCUCAAGAUUACUGUAGAUCCGAAAAAUAAUUCCAUCGACAAAAUUCUAGCUAGAUUUAAAGAAUUUUUAAAAUUUUGAGGCCCAUAGGUUUUUGAUCAAUUACACAUUAUGAUUGAAAUCUUCCAAACUAAUUUUCCAAAUCAAAACAAAAUCUUCAGGACAUGAUACAACUGCAAGUGGAAUGGUUUUCACACUUUGGUGGCUUGGACAAUAUCCAGAAUAUCAAAAAUUGGUUCAUGAAGAAAUUGACAAUGUAUUUGGAACUGGAGAUUAUGAAAGAAAUCCGACAAAUGAAGAUGUCAAAAAAUUAGUUUAUCUUGAAAAAUGUGUCAAAGAAGCAUUGCGAUUAUUCCCUUCUGUUCCUUUAAUCGCCAGAAAAUUGACCGAAGAUCUUGUUUUACGUUAGUUCAAAAUUUUAAAAAAUCUAGCUUCUACAAUUUUUUAAAAAAUAUUUUUCAGCGCAUCCAAAUUUAUCCGAAAUUCGUUUGCCAGCUGGAAUGACAGUUGUUGUUUCUCCAUUAACAGCAUCAAGAGAUCCGAGAGAAUUUGAAAACCCUGAAGAAUUUUAUCCAGAACAUUUUGAUUCAGAAGUUGUUUCAAAACGUAAUCCAUAUUCAUAUAUUCCAUUUGCCGCUGGACCAAGAAAUUGUAUUGGCCAGAAAUUUGCGAUUCUCGAGGAAAAAACUGUUUUAUCUACGAUUUUCCGAAAAUUCCGUGUUGAAAGUAUUGAACAUUGGCCAGAUGGAAGACCGGUUCCGGAAAUUAUUUUGAGACCAUUUGAUGGUGUUAGAGUUAGACUUAUUCCUCGACAUUAA
Caenorhabditis angaria is the source of this 1634-nucleotide messenger RNA. The record is from the annotation of a GenBank genome assembly. NCBI's taxonomy places the organism in Eukaryota, Metazoa, Nematoda, Chromadorea, Rhabditida, Rhabditidae.